GGCCACGAAUGCCUGAGCUCCUUCUUAUAAUGGUUGACAUUAUAAAUGUUUGUUCUAGUGUGGUUUUAAAUGAAGAAAUCCUAGUGUUAUAAGAAGGCCUAUUUGUUCCUGAACCAGUCUUUCAACGCUAUGUGCAUCUUAGAAGUUCUCUUUCUCAUCAAGCUCCUUCAUUUUAUCAACGCAGCAGCAGAUUGCUCAAUCUCCACGUGCAGCAUCGGUGAUGUCCCUGUUCGAUUCCCUUUCCGAAUAGAAGGUCAGCAACCUCGAAACUGCGGCUACCCUGGUUUCGAUCUCAGCUGCAACAAUCAGAGUUCGACAGUUCUAAAACUUCCUCACUCCGGGGACUUUCUCGUGCGUGACAUCAAUUAUCUCACACAACAAAUACAGCUUUACGACUCGGAUAAUUGCCUUGCUAAACGCCUCCUACAACUCAAUCUCUCAGGCUCUCCUUUCCUUGGUUUUUUCCAUCAGAACUACACCUUUCUAAGCUGCCCAACUCAGCUCGUGAAGUCUCGCUUCACCACCAUCAAUUGCCUCAGUAAUUCAACAAUAUCAGUUUUAGCUACCUCUUCCUUGAACCUUGUGAAUGAAAUGUCCUCAUCAUGUGAUGUUAUUAGUACGCUGAAAAUUCCAGUUUCAUGGCCAGUUAAGUACAAUGAAGGGUUCACAUCUGAUCUCAGUGAGAAUCUUCUAUUAACAUGGUUUUCUCCUGAUUGUAAUAAGUGUGAAACACAAGGCAGCAUGUGUGGUUUCCAUGGAAAUGCUAGUCAAGAAAUUGGUUGCUUCUAUGAUUCUAAAAAAGGCAAGUCUGCCAGUGAUCUCAGAGUUUUUGGGAUCUUUAUCCUGUUGAUUGGAAUACCAGUUCUUGUAUGUGCAAGUGGGAUCGCUAUUUCUUUAUACCUUAUGCCCUGGCAUCCUCGAACCAAUGAGGCAAAUGCCACGCAGAGGAACUCCACCAUAGCAGCAGUAUCACCGCAACCUACCAUCUUGGUGCUAGGUCUUGACGAGUCCACCAUCGAAUCAUUUGACAAGCUGGUCCUUGGGGAAAGUAAGCGGCUGCCUGGUCCCAAUGGUAGCACCUGUGCUAUAUGCUUAUCAGAAUAUAACAGCAAAGAAACAGUAAGAAUCAUACCAGAAUGCAAGCACUGUUUCCAUGCAGACUGCGUCGAUGAAUGGCUACGGAUGAACAGUACUUGUCCAGUUUGCCGGAAAUCACCAUCCCCUGCUCAUGUUAGAUCAUCAAACAUUUGACAUUAAUAGAUUUGAUCUCUCUGUCUCUCUCCCCUUGCUAGAUUGCGGCUGUUUUGUCCAUACGACCCCCCACCACCAACACACAGGCACACACAAUGUUUCGUUUUUCAACAUUACUGUUUCUUAUUUGUUUUGGAGGAGCAAAAUGUUUGCUAGUUUAUAAAUGACUAGGUUAAUUGCUUUUAACAAAA
This is a messenger RNA of Populus trichocarpa (black cottonwood), 1442 nucleotides long. RefSeq names its product putative RING-H2 finger protein ATL21A. The transcript is spliced from 2 exons. Bases 130 to 1251 code for a protein of 373 amino acids. Gene Ontology annotation, molecular function: polysaccharide binding. The record is from RefSeq and is a predicted model, not a curated record. NCBI's taxonomy places the organism in Eukaryota, Viridiplantae, Streptophyta, Magnoliopsida, Malpighiales, Salicaceae.